AUGUUAACUCAAAGCUAAUAGCAUUAGUUUGAUUUUAAAACUAGAUAAACUUCACACAUAGGUACUUAUACUCUACUCCUCAAUUAAUUCAUAAAUCUUUAUAAUUCAACCAAAUUAUAGAUUAUUGUUAUUUAGAUUUUAAUUCGUUAAAACCACCGAGACAUCCUUAAGGAGAAAAUUAACUAGAAUAGCAUAGGUAUAUAAAUUAAAAUAGUAAAAGAACCUAGAAGCCUCUCUUAUAAAAAAGAUAUAAAAUGACUGCAGAUGAGACAGAAUAAAGAAAUCAUAAAAUUUCAUUACCGUCAUUAGCUAAAAUAAGAAAGGCAGAAUUUAAUUCUAUGGAGAAUAGUAAUUAUGGAAUUAAAUUAGUCGAAUAACCGAUCUCAAUACUUGAUUAAGGAAAUGGAUAACGAAUUCAAAAUCGGUUACCUAAACUGGAAAAUAGAAAUGAAAUUUCUAAAUCUAAAUAUGAAAUUUAAUUGAACCAAACUCCAAGAGAUGAGGAGUAGAAGAAACAAAAGUAGAAAUAGAAGAAAACAUCGUUUACACCUGAAUAAAGAAUAUCUGAAAGUCCUGAAAAGAAUGUUUCAUAUCAUAAAAAGAAAGGAGGAGUAAAAUAAUGGCAAGGAUUUAAAUUUGUUCAUAAAACCAAAGCUGGUUGCUAGGUCAAUAAAUAAACAAAGACAAAUUAGGAUUCAGCAAUCGUCUUCCCAUUGAAUAUUGAGAGGUACAAAUGAGCAGUAAUUUAGAAAAGUUAAAAUUGUGGAUUAAUUGGAAUUUGUGAUGGCCACGGAGUAAAUGGACAUUUUGUCUCAGACAUUAUCAAAUAAAGAUUACCAAGUAUAUGAAGUGACUCAAAUUAGUCUAUUUGGAGUUCUAAUUAUAGUCAUAAAAUCCAGAUAUGGAAGAAUGCUUUAAAAAUGCCUUUGAAUUAACAAAUUCAGAGAUUCUUUAGAGUUCAUUUGAUACAGCACUAUCUGGGUCAACUACAGUCAUAGCUAUGAUUCAAUAAAACCAAUUAUGGACAGCCAAUGUCGGAGAUUCCAGAGCUAUAUUGUGUAGAAAUUGCAAUGGUUGGAGAUCAAUACCAUUAACCAGAGAUCAUAAACCAUCAGAUGAAUCCGAAAAGCAAAGAAUUCUUUAAGCUGGUGGAAGAAUUCAAACUUCAAGAGGUGAUUUACAAAUAAUGAGAUAUUAUAGAUUUCUUUGGAAAUAAUGUGGGUCCGGAAAGAGUUUGGCUCUCUUAUAUUGAUGCUCCUGGUUUGGCCAUGACUCGAAGUAUGGGAGAUAAAAUAGGAGCUUAAGCUGGAGUCAGUAGUGUUCCUGAAGUGUUUCAAUUCACCUUGUCAUAAAAUGAUAAGUUCCUUGUUAUUGCUUCUGAUGGAGUGUGGGAGUAUUUAUCAAAUGAGGAAGUAAGGAUUGAAUUAUCUACUCGCAAUAGGUCAUGGAUAUCGUGGUUCCUUAUUAUGAAAAGGGAGAACUCGAGUAGGCAGGGGAGAAAUUAAUGAUGGAAGCAAUAAACUCUUGGAAGUUGAACAGUCCUGGAAGAGAUGAUAUAACUUUUAUUAUUGUAUAAUUAAAUAAUUGAAUUUAGUAAUUAUGUGUGGUAAAAUUAAUUUAUUAAUUGUUUAUUGACAUGUCAUUACAUUUCCAAUACCUAGGCUAAGGAUUGAGCAGCCAAAAAACUAUGGAAUUAUUACAAAAGCAUUGUUCAUCUAAGUACAAUUGUGAAUUCUAACUCAAGUGAUCAUAACAAAAUUGCUGAUUUCGGUGCUGUUUUUGAUGAUUUAUUGGAGUAACACAAAUACAAAGAUUUAAUUGUAUCAACUCUUGAGAUUAUCAAUUUAUCACCAGAUAAAACUUGUAUUCAGCAGAUCAUAUUUUAGUAUUACAACCAAUCUAUUCUGCAAUUCAAUAUUGGAUGACUAAACUUGAGUCAAAGGAAUAAUAAGUCAUAGUUGAUCUCUUUCUAUAGCACAUCGAAUAGAUUAAUGAAGAAGCCAUUUUUAAAACGAAAAUGUAACUCUGCAUCACUAUUCAAAAGUGUAGCACAAUUGUUCAAUGCAUUGAGUUCAUCCCCAUUGUCAUAGAAUCUAUUUUUGAAAUUACUUGAAUGUGCAAAGAAAUGGAAUACUUAGUAAUUAAUCAUAUCUCCCAUAAUUUCAAACAUUAAGGAAUUCUUGAAUUUAUGGACUCUCAAUGGCCCUGAAGUCUUGAAAAUAUUAAAUGCAAUCUCCGAUUUAAUCGAUCCUCAAGAGUAUAUUACUUAAUUAUUACUUGUAGUUAACAAUACGUUUUACAAAUUUCUGAAUACAUUUUGAGAAACAUCAGUACUUCAUAAGAAUAAUACAUUAAGACAUUUAUUAGCUUCCAAAAUAUCAAUGUACUUUGCUAAUUUUAAAUAUUUUAAGCAAUCCUUCUUAAAGUUAUGCGAAAUCACAUAAUGCUCUAAUUUUUAGGUUAUUGAAAAAACACAAUUGGGUUAGCUUAUAAAAUUAGUGCUUGCAGGUGAUUUGUCAGGAGCAUCAGCCUUUUUGGUGAAGGAAGAAGGUUAUUUUAAAUCAAUAAGUAUGAAUAUAAGGUGAGAUUAGAUCUAAAUGUUGAGCAAUAUUUGAAUUAGACAAGGAUAGCCAAAUUUAUUUAAUUAUCAAGUUAGAAGUAGAGUUACUCAUAUUAAGAAAUAGCUGGUGCUUUGAAUGUAUGAAAUGAAAAUUUAUUGAUUGUAGAUAAAAUUAGAAGAAGUGGAGAUUUGGGUUAUUCAUGCAAUUCAAUCUUAAAAUGUUUCAGCUUAAAUUGAUUAAUCUUAAUAAAGAAUUUUCAUCUUGUAAUGAAAUAUAAUAUGUUAGAGAUAACUUUAAAAAAUUGCUAACCAAAGAUGAUUGGUAAAACUUGCAUAAAAAAUUAUCAGCUUUGUUAACUAAGCUUAAAAAUGUUCAAACAUAAUGAGAAUGGU
Messenger RNA from Paramecium octaurelia, 2953 nucleotides. Lineage: Eukaryota; Ciliophora; Oligohymenophorea; Peniculida; Parameciidae. The record is from the annotation of a GenBank genome assembly.